This is a messenger RNA of Talpa occidentalis (Iberian mole), 3074 nucleotides long. It is a transcript of the gene SYN1, whose product is annotated as synapsin I. The record is from RefSeq and is a predicted model, not a curated record. Lineage: Eukaryota; Metazoa; Chordata; Mammalia; Eulipotyphla; Talpidae. Gene Ontology annotation, molecular function: ATP binding. Gene Ontology annotation, biological process: neurotransmitter secretion. Gene Ontology annotation, cellular component: synaptic vesicle membrane; synaptic vesicle.
AUGAACUACCUGCGGCGCCGCCUGUCGGACAGCAACUUCAUGGCCAAUCUGCCAAAUGGGUACAUGACAGACCUGCAGCGCCCGCAGCCGCCCCCGCCGCCGCCUUCUGCCCCCAGCCCCGGAGCCACACCCAGUCCCGCGACCGCCUCUGCCGAGAGGGCCUCCGGGGCCGCCCCGGUGGCUUCUCCGGCUGCCCCAAGCCCCGGGUCGUCGGGGGGCGGUGGCUUCUUCUCGUCGCUGUCCAACGCGGUUAAGCAGACCACAGCGGCCGCGGCCGCCACCUUCAGCGAGCAGGUGGGCGGCGGCUGGGGCGCAGGCCGCGGGGGCGCCGCCGCCAGGGUGCUGCUGGUCAUCGACGAGCCCCACACCGACUGGGCGAAACACUUCAAAGGGAAAAAGAUCCAUGGAGAAAUUGACAUUAAAGUAGAACAGGCUGAAUUCUCUGAUCUCAACCUUGUGGCUCACGCCAAUGGGGGAUUCUCUGUGGACAUGGAAGUUCUCCGGAAUGGCGUGAAGGUCGUGCGGUCUCUGAAGCCGGACUUUGUGCUGAUCCGCCAGCACGCCUUCAGCAUGGCGCGCAAUGGGGACUACCGCAGUUUAGUGAUCGGGCUGCAGUACGCGGGAAUCCCCAGCGUUAACUCUUUGCAUUCUGUCUACAACUUCUGUGACAAGCCCUGGGUGUUUGCCCAGAUGGUUCGACUGCACAAGAAACUGGGGACAGAGGAAUUUCCUCUAAUCGACCAGACCUUCUACCCCAAUCACAAAGAGAUGCUCAGCAGCACAACAUACCCUGUGGUUGUGAAGAUGGGGCAUGCGCAUUCUGGGAUGGGCAAGGUCAAAGUGGACAACCAGCAUGACUUCCAGGACAUCGCAAGCGUUGUGGCACUGACCAAGACGUAUGCCACUGCCGAGCCCUUCAUCGAUGCCAAAUAUGACGUGCGUGUCCAGAAGAUAGGGCAGAACUACAAGGCCUACAUGAGGACGUCAGUGUCAGGGAACUGGAAGACCAACACUGGCUCUGCAAUGCUGGAGCAGAUUGCGAUGUCUGACAGGUACAAGCUGUGGGUGGAUACAUGCUCAGAGAUUUUUGGGGGACUGGACAUCUGCGCAGUGGAAGCACUGCAUGGCAAAGAUGGAAGGGACCACAUCAUUGAGGUGGUGGGCUCCUCCAUGCCGCUCAUCGGUGACCACCAGGAUGAAGACAAGCAGCUCAUUGUAGAGCUGGUGAUCAACAAGAUGGCCCAGGCUCUGCCCAGGCAGCGGCAGCAGCAGCGGGACGCCUCCCCAGGCAGGGGCUCUCACAGCCAGACUCCAUCCCCCGGAGCCCUGCCCUUGGGCCGCCAGACCUCCCAGCAGUCUGCUGGGCCCCCGGCUCAGCAACGACCACCUCCACAGGGCGGCCCUCCACAGCCUGGCCCAGGGCCCCAACGCCAAGGACCUCCGUUGCAGCAGCGCCCGCCCCCACAGGGCCAGCAGCACCUUUCCGGUCUUGGACCCCCAGCUGGCAGCCCCCUGCCCCAGCGCCUACCAAGUCCCACAUCAGCGCCUCAGCAGCCUGCAUCCCAGGCCCCACAGCUGACCCAGGGUCAAGGCCGCCAAUCCCGGCCAGUGGCGGGAGGACCCGGGGCACCUCCUGCAGCCCGUCCCCCAGCCUCCCCAUCACCCCAGCGCCAGGCGGGCCCCCCACAGGCUACACGCCAGACUUCAGUCUCCGGUCAGGCUCCGCCAAAGGCCUCAGGAGCGCCGCCUGGUGGCCAACAGCGCCAGGGCCCGCCCCAGAAGCCUCCUGGUCCUGCAGGCCCCACUCGCCAGGCUAGCCAGGCGGGUCCCAUGCCACGCACUGGGCCACCCACCACGCAGCAGCCGCGGCCCAGUGGCCCAGGCCCCGCUGGACGUCCCGCCAAGCCACAGCUGGCCCAGAAACCCAGCCAGGAUGUGCCGCCACCUGCCACCGCUGCUGCCGGGGGACCCCCGCACCCCCAGCUCAACAAAUCCCAGUCUCUGACCAAUGCCUUCAACCUUCCAGAGCCAGCCCCGCCCAGGCCCAGCCUUAGCCAGGACGAGGUGAAAGCUGAGACCAUCCGCAGCCUGAGGAAGUCUUUCGCCAGCCUCUUCUCCGACUGACACCCCACCCUGAGAACCCCCAAAUCCCUGGGCAAACCCUCUCUGGGCCCUGAAUCCAUUUCUCACUUUUGGAAUCUCCAAAUCCCUUGAGAAGUCCUCUCCUGGUUCACCAAGAUCCCUCUUCUCACUCCUCAGAAUGCCCAAGUCCCUUGGGAAACCGCACUCCUGGUCCUAAAUCCAAUUCUCACGUUUGGAAUUCCCAAGUCCUUUAGCGUCCCACUCCUGGUCACCUCAAGACCUACAGUUUCAAUUUUAGAACCUCCAAAUUCCUACAGACCCACUCUAAAUCCCAGCUGAAUUUCCUUCCUGGAAGCUCCUAAAUACCAGGCAACCCAUUCUGGCACUAACACCACUUAGUCUCCUCCUGGAGCCCUGAAGUCCCUGGAAACUCCUACUGCUGGUCCCAGAUCUCUCAAGCACACUGGGUCCCCAAAUCCUCAACGCCCUCACCUUUGAAUCUCUUUCCAUGGAUCUCCCAUCCCUCUGGAGAUCCACCUCUUCAGAUGCCACCACCCAGUCCCACAGGAUCGCUCUUCACACACACACCAACCCCCUUUCCACACACAGGGAGGAGCUCCUCCCACUGCUAGGACCCCUCAGUUCUCCCAGGGACCCCCAUUCCACUUUCCUGCCUCUUGACAGCUGUCUUUAAAUAUGCAAACCCCAACCAUCCUCCCAAAGUCCUUUGCACAUGGAAGGCCAGUGGUCCCCUACUUCCCACCUUUGCCGUGAUGUCUGUGUCUGUGACUGACGUGGCCUCCUUUUGUGCCGUGCUUGGCAUAUGUGGUCCUCGUUCAUCGUGCCGCCUGUGGUGAUGCGUGCAGUGGCGCUGUUUGUGUGGUCCGCACUCCCCCCACCCCCCACUCCUUGCCUGGACACACCCCCAUCCCUCAGCGGCUCUGAACCCCAUGAGAAGAGUCGGGAAGCAAAAUAAACAAGCAAAGGCCCAG